This is a messenger RNA of Oncorhynchus gorbuscha (pink salmon), 2750 nucleotides long. RefSeq names its product polycystin-1-like. Lineage: Eukaryota; Metazoa; Chordata; Actinopteri; Salmoniformes; Salmonidae. Gene Ontology annotation, cellular component: membrane. The transcript is spliced from 17 exons. The record is from RefSeq and is a predicted model, not a curated record. Bases 129 to 2750 code for a protein of 873 amino acids. Gene Ontology annotation, biological process: kidney development.
AGACCUAUUCAGAAGAGACCAACGUGGACCUCCCCCCCACGCCCUCCACCAAGAGUGUCCAGAGUUGGGGUGUGGUCCAGGAAGAGGAUGACGACGAGGAGCGUGAUUGGCCAGAGUUGUUGAGUGACAUGUCUGAGGUGGGAGGGGCGGGCCUGGGGGCGGGGCUACCCAAGUUGAAGAGAGGUCAAGGUUCAAGACACCUGGGGGUGGACAUGACCAUUCACCCCGACAAUGACGACCUCACACACCGCAAUAAGUACUUCACAUCCUCAGAUGAAGACCUGAUUAAGCGCAUCCUGGCGGACGGCCAGCUGCAGGUGUCUCAUCUCUGUGACCCCCAACACUUCUUCUCCCAGACAGCAGACAGCGAGACGGCCGACCUGUCCAGUAUCUUUGGUGAUAAGACAGAGGUGGUCCUCCUUCAGAAGAUGAAUGAACCGCUGUCCCUCGGAGCCAUCAAGAGGGAGCCCCCUAGAACAGCCUUCACCUCACGCACAGUUGUAACAGACGUGUGUAGUCCGAGGCGUUUCCCUCCCUGGUGUGGGCAGGCUGCUCUAUGGGGCAGCUGGUCAGGCCUUGUCCUAGCCAAUGGGCUGUCAGUGUGGGCAGGAAGAGGCUUCAGUGAUGCCGUGGCUCUGAUGUGGCUCAUUUCCUGUAUCGGUAGCUUCCUGUCCUCCUGCUUGCUGCUGGAGCCAAUCAAGGUGCUACUAGAAGGCCUGUACUAUGCCCUGUGGGUGAAGAGGCUCCGUCCAGAGGAGCAGGAUGUCCUGGUGGAGUGUCCUCGUGUUGACAGAGUUGUCCAGCGUGUCCCCAGAGUCAGACCACCCCAAGGCUUCGCUCUGUCCCAGGCCAGACAGCAGGCCCGCAAAGUCCACAUGCUGCACAGCAUGCUCAAGAACUUCCUGGUCUACAUGCUCUUCCUGUUGGUGGUGUUGCUGCUCAACUACUCUGACACGACCAAGGACACACACAGCCUGCGACUCCGCACACAGCUACAACUCACACUACACACACCGGACCAGGCCAACAUCAGCAGGCGUGAGGAUGUGUGGGCGUGGCUUUCAGGCUCCCUGUUGCCAAGGUUACUGGAUAGCACCACCCUAAUGCAGGAAACAGGAAGUGUGCUCCUGGGCACGCCCAGACUACGACAGAUACGAGACGUUAGUCUGUUCUCUCCAGGUACCAUCCAUGGGGCAGGAGCAGCAGGCUGGGGAGAGGGGUUGACUGGCUCAGCAGUACACAGGAAGCUGACCCAGAACUGGACCUUACACACGGCUGAUGACAACGGAGCGUGGCGUUGGGGUCAGGUGAUGGUGUACGGGAGCGGAGGUUUCGUCCAACAGCUGAACAGGAACAUAGAGGAGACCAGAACAUCACUACAGUACCUACAGCAGUUACACUGGAUGGACCACAUGACACGGGCUGUGUUUGUGGAGUUCUCUCUCUACAACACCAACACAGACCUUUUGGCCUUCUUCUCCUUCCUGUUUGAGUUCCCCGUCUCUGAGCACACUCAGUCCAGCCUCGACCUCUUGACCUUCCGCCUGCAGCCUAUCACAGGCCUCGACCUGCAGCUGCAGCUCACGAUCCUUCUGUUCUCCCUCGUGGUGUAUUUCUGUGUAUGUGCGGUCCUGGGCCUGAUGAGAGAGGGCUGGGUAUACCUCCUGUGCCCGUGGCGGUUGCUGGGCGCGUGCAGCCUGGCGCUGGCAGCGUGUGUGUGUGGCCUCCACAUCAGCCGAUGUGCCGCCGCCGGGCGCCUGUGGGCGUCGUACCUACGUCAACGAGACGGGUACACUGACUUCUACCCGCUGGCACGGCAGAGCCAAGCUUACACCAUGCUGUCCGCCAUGCUCCUGUUCAUACUGGUGUUGAAGGCGUCCCACCAGUUGCGUUUCCUGAGGGAGUGGGCAGUGUUUGGAAGGGCUCUGAGACGCUCUGUCUGGGAACUGAUAGGAACAGGUCUGGUCCUGCUGGUCCUGCUGCUGGCCUACUCACACACAGGACACCUGCUCUUCCACUCUGUGAUGGACGGAUAUGGCAGCGUGAGCUCCGCCUGCCUGUCGUUGCUUGGCGCCGGCGGGCGUGGCCUGUUGUCCUUGCGACCAUCGUCAACAACAACCGGCCCCUCUAGCUCCGCCUCCAGCCUGGUGUUCCACGCGAGCUUUGCCGUGCUGCGGCUGGCGUUGCUAUGGCUGGUGACCUCUGCGUUGUUAAGGAACUAUCGCCGGGCGCGGGCGGAGUUGUACCGCCCGGUGGUGGACCUACAGGACUAUGAGAUGGUGGAGCUGUUUCUACGGCGACUGAAGAUGUGGAUGGGCCUCAGCCGCACCAAGGAGUUUCGUCACAAGGUGCGUUUUGAGGGCAUGGAGCCCCCCCCCUCUCGCUCCUCCUCCACCAGUGACUGUCAGUCCCUGUGCCUGCCCCCUCUGGACGGCUCCGAGUCGCCCCCCAGCCCUGGCAGCCUGGACGGGACCUCUGAGGCCUCCUGGAGACCCACCUCUUCCAGCCCCUGUAGCCUGACAGAGCAGCUGGACCGGGUCACCGUGGCGACCGAGGAGCUGUACCGUACCGAGUGUGUCCUGGAGCAGUGGGACCCCCCUACGGAGAGAGAGACCCUGCCCCCCUCCAGCCUCUUCAACCACCCGGCCCACACCACCACCAUUCCCACACGCAAACGCAAGCCCCCGCCGCUCAAGAACAAGGUGCACCCCAACCCAGACAGGCAUGUGUCCGGACACCCCAAACCCUGA